UACAAGUUCAACAAAGAUAGUACCAUUCGUAGACUUGAGUGUAAUAGAGAGAAAAGUGCGACCCCUGUUAAGAUAUUCUAAUUUAUUUUUCAUUCGGACGAUCCAUACAAAAAAAAAAGAAUCGGUUCAUUACUGGGUCGUAAAUGGCUGCCAAUUUUCAAGCAUCGGCCAAAGAUCGUGGAAAUGAAUCAUCGGCCAAAGCUUGGUAUCAAGAGCACUCGAUCAAACCGUUGGCCAACGAACGGCUGUUAAUUGUGCGCCGUUUUUAUAACCAAAAAGACGGCUGCCAAUGAUUCACCAUGCUCGGGCCAGUAUAGUGUGCCAUUUAUUGGCCAAUCAUUGCAAACUAGGCAUCGGCCGAUCUAUGGGAAAAUUUCUAAGCUCGGCGACUUUGUAUGGAAAUGUCAAUGACGGUCAUAGAGAAUCCAUCUGUCACGCGAUUGUAGAAAAAAUAUAAAAUAUUAUUGACAUGAUGACGCAAGUGUGAGUGCUCGGGAUGAACUUGUUUAGUUUAAGUAAAUAUAUGAGUGUUGUCAAUUAACUAUUCAUUUGUACAGAAAUUGAUAUCAUAAUAAUUAGUUUACUUUUGAAUAAAUUAUUUCACGAAAGUAAGAGAAAUGCAACACACGCAAAAGUUCUCUAUGGAUUUUCCACAUAGUAUACAGCAAAACUGAUCAAAGACAACACGGUGAAAAUUUUAUUUAAAAUAUGAGAAUACAUAAAUUUAUUAAAUUAUUUUUGUACUUCAUAAUUUUUAAUUGUGUUUCGACAUCCGGAUGGAACAUAAAAUCUGAAGAAAAUGAUUAUUCGGAAUUAUCCGGAAUUUUGACACAUGUGCUGGAGUCAUGUAACAAUAAUUUCCGAAAAAUUGUAAUUAAUGGUAACGCAGAUGAAAAUAUAAUUAAAUCAAUACGUAAUUUGGAAUCAGUUGGUGUUAUUUUACACGAAAAUUCAUUAAAAGUCGAUCCAAAAUUAGUGUUUCGACAUAAAGUUGGUUUAUUUGUAGUAAGCUUCGAUGAAUCAGUAGAUGAACUUGUCGAAAUUUUGCACACAUUCAAAAAAUCUCCAUGGUGGAAUGUUAUGACGCCUUAUUUUGUACUCAGUGGAUCGAAAAAUGGCUGCAGUGAUGCUCAAACUGUUCUACAAACAGUUUGGAAAAUGAAUAUUUUGAAUUGUUACUUUGUUUGUCUCGACUCACAACAGAAACCGUUCAUUUACACUUUCAACCCGUACUCAAAGUAUGCACCCGAUCAAUGGAAAUUCGUCGAAGAGCUCAAAAACGGAUCCAAUUACAUGGCGAUCUACAACCGACCCUUCAAAAAAGAAAAUAUCUGCAAGGGUUUCAAUUUCGACCGGACCAAAUAUCUCGACCGGACAACAGUAAAUGCCGCCUUCUGCAUCACUGAAAACAAAACCCACCUGUUUAAAAACACGACCGACAAAAGUAAAUUCUAUAAAUUUUCAUCAUACGACUCACGUAUAACAAGCGCGAUAAAAACAGCCCUCAAAGUCUCUCUGAAAUAUGAUUACGACCUACGAAUUUCCGGUAUUUUAACUUCAAAAUUGUACGGGGUUUAUAUUCUCUUGGAAAAAAAAACAUCUGACGUCGUUCUGUGCUCAGGUACUCAACCUUACUUAUUGGGUUUUCCGGGAAGUUAUCAAAUAAGUUACUCUGGAUUCACUAUUUUUUCUCGUAACCGCGGUUUCAAAACACCCUUAGAGAAAAUGUAUAAAUUCUACGGACCAUUGAUGAUUGCAGCAACAAUUAUCAUUUCAACAAUCACCUAUUUCGUUAUCUGGUACGUAAAUAAACCGCGAGGUCACUCAUUCGCGGUCUUUGAAAUUCUUCGUCUUUGGACUUCAAAUUCUCUUUAUACUAAAAUUGAUACCUUAGCACUCCGUAUAUUUUUUUUCGUGAUAUUUCUUUACUUUCUGAUACUUCAAGCGACUUUUCAAGGGCAUCUAUCUAAAUUUCUAACAAACCCUGAGUUGAGAGACAAUGCCGAGUCCCUGCCUGAUUUAAGGAGUAGUUUCUAUGAAAAAAUUUAUAUCACUCGAUCCAGUGAACUUUUCAUUACGGACUACAAAAUUCUUAAAUCAAAAUCAAAGUCUACUUCAUUUUCAAAAUGCAUGGAUGCGGUUUUGCAUGAAAAGUCAAGUGUGUGUAUCAGUAAUCAUUUGGCUAUCAUGUUAUAUCUCGAUAAGUUGCACUUGUCAAAAGACUAUCUACAAAAAUUCUAUCUGUCUCCGAAUUUUUUACGAAAUACUUACUAUAUAUUCACGACUCGUCACGAUUGGCCUCUCAAACAAAAAUUCGACUACGUUCUCCAGAGACUAGAGAACACCGGAAUUCUACAAAAAAUAAACAAUAAUUUAACUGCUCAUCUUGAAUCUUCUUUAUUUUAUGCGCAGCUCGAGCCUGAAUUUCGGCCUAUUGAUCUAGAAUCGUUAUUAUUCAUUUUCUACUUCUUAAUUUUCGGGCUCUCAGCUGCUACUUUUUGUUUCAUUCUCGAAAAAUAUAAUUUCGCACGGAAUAAAAAAAUAAUCAUUGAUCAAAAAAAUCAAAAGAAAUUAGUUAAUAAAAAUAAUAGACGAAGAAAAAACAGAAAACGGAUCGUAAAAAAAAACAUUACUGCCGUUCAGAAUUUAUGAAGUAUUUUAUAAUAGAGGUGGGUAGUUCCGGACCUGUAUAGUUCUAUGAACUAUGUCUUUUGUCGAAUACGUAUCCGUUCGUUCCUCAAAAUUCACUUUAGUAUACUCACUAGUUCUUUUUUGUCCACCACUGCCGUCAUUACCAACAAGCAAUAAAGCAGCAGAAUAAUUUAUAAUUGGUGAUUUCUUAUGGAACUUUGAGUUGAAUACCAAUCAUAAUUCAUUCUCUAUUUAGUAUAAAAUAGUAUAGUUCGCCGUGAAUGCGUUUUAAACACAUAGGUCGCAAAGCAUAAUGUUGUGUAUACUAGAAUAUUUUGUAUGUCUACACGGAGAGAAAAAUAUCCCCAGAAUGACUAUCUAAUGUAUCCUCAAAUGACAUAUCGUCAGAAUAACGAUUCGUAUACCUAAUUUAGGAAUACUCUCAUAUUAAUUUAAUAAUCUAUAGUAUCGUUAAAGUAAACAUACGUAUUUGGGUUAGAUUAAGUAUUCGUUUAUUUAAUUUAACAAUACGACGGAUAGCCUUUGUAACGAUAUGUAGUUUCGUUAAUAUAGGUAUCCGUAUCGCCAGCGUGAGGAUCCGUAUAGCUAAAUUAGCUAUACGAAUCGUCGUUCUCGGUUGCCGGAUGCCUAAAUACAGAGUUUGCGCAAUAGUCAUGUCAGCGAUUCAUGAAAUGCCUAAAAUAAGGAUACGGAUCGUCAUUUUGACGAUCCACUGUGAGGAUACUCUGUAUAGCUGAACUGGCUAUACGGCGUAUCGUUAAGUAAGAUGACUAUACAGCGUAUAGCCAAAAUAGCGAUACGUAUACUUAAUCUGGCGAUAUUUUUCUCUCCGUGUACGUUCUAAAUACUAAACCUUCAUGAGAAUUAAAAACAUUAAAUAGUUCCACGGAUAUGAUUCCAGGAACUAGUUCCUUUUCGCUCCGGAAACGUUCCAGGUUCAAUCCGGAAUGUUCCCGGAACUACCCACCUCUAUUUUAUAUGUAGUCGACUAAAAAACCUCCACGCCCGAGUCAAAAAACAAAUUCAGGUUUAAGUCUCAAAGUUUUCAAUGAGGUUUUUGAGGAUUGAUUUAGAAUUUUGAGAUUGACAGUAGAAAGUUAUCGUAGUUUAGUCCUCAAAGUAGUAGUUAUGACCCAUUUUACCCCUUUGAGGACUAAACUGGAAGAACAUAAUCUUGAUUAGAGCCUCAAAAUACUCGAAACAUACAGGAAUUAUUUUAUCCGCAUUUGAACCUUGGUCUCAUUCGACGUAUUUCCUCCCCUCCCUUUUGAAUCUAAAAUUUUUCAAAGUCCGAAGUAUAACUUUUCAUUCGUUGAGAAUUUUGAGGUCUGCUACGAUUUAGAAUCGAUAAAUUAUUCGCAUUUCGACCUCAUAGUUCUCAUUGAGGAUUUUUAGUACUAGAGUUACUUUCUGAGCGGCAAAUAAAACAUCAAAGAAAUUGAGGCUUUUGCGGACUAAACUAUAAUUUGUUUUUUGACGGGCAAUUUUGAUCACAGACGUAUUUUAAGUAAUAAUUUAAUAUUUUUGGGUGAUUUAAAAUUUAGAUGUGUAGUCGAUAUUUCCACUUAAAUAAAUUUUUUCAAUAUCGUUAGUGUCACAUGAAAUAAACUGUACUAUUUCUUCAUUUGAAGCAGUGACAAACAUAAUUAUACACUAUUGUGAAGCCACAGUUCAAACUAUCGGAAAGAAAUUUUUUAUUCAUUAUAUCAAUAAGUUGGCGUGUUUACCAUGGACACAGAUCGCACUAUGGUAUCUGAUUAUUUAUUUUUUAUCAA
This is a messenger RNA of Microplitis mediator, 4427 nucleotides long. RefSeq lists its product as uncharacterized. NCBI's taxonomy places the organism in Eukaryota, Metazoa, Arthropoda, Insecta, Hymenoptera, Braconidae. The record is from RefSeq and is a predicted model, not a curated record. The transcript is spliced from 3 exons. Bases 709 to 2652 code for a protein of 647 amino acids.